UUUUUAUUUACCUCAAGCUGCGUCCCGCAAUGGAAGUAAACAGGGACGAAGCAGAGCGUUGCAUUGACAUUGCAAGUGCUGCAUUAACAAAUAAUCAAGCAGAGAAGGCUGUUAGAUUUCUAGAAAAGGCACAGAAACUUUUUCCGACGGAUAAGGCGAGAGCACUGCUGGACUUGAUUGCAAAAAAUGGUUUCACCCCUGGUCAUGACAACCAGUCAGGAACCAGUGAUGGCACUGGGCCAAGGCAGCGAAGACCUGGGGAGGAAGACCAAGGAGAGAAGGCCUCACAGACAGCCAAAUCCUACACCUCAGAUCAACUGGAUGCUGUCAAGAAGUAGGACACAUGGAAUUUA
Oncorhynchus keta (chum salmon) is the source of this 353-nucleotide messenger RNA. Its product is annotated as dnaJ homolog subfamily B member 14-like. Gene Ontology annotation, cellular component: endoplasmic reticulum membrane. The record is from RefSeq and is a predicted model, not a curated record. Gene Ontology annotation, biological process: cellular response to misfolded protein. The transcript is spliced from 2 exons. Bases 30 to 338 code for a protein of 102 amino acids. Gene Ontology annotation, molecular function: Hsp70 protein binding. Lineage: Eukaryota; Metazoa; Chordata; Actinopteri; Salmoniformes; Salmonidae.